AUGUCAGACCCAAGAGUCAUCCGUGUUGCAGCCACGCAACUCGAGUCGAUAGACUUCGACCUGGAUGCCAACGUCGCCAAGGCAUGCAAGUACAUUGCAGAGGCUGCUGAAAAGGGCUGCCAGCUCAUUGGAUUCUCCGAGGUUUUUAUUCCUGGAUAUCCUUAUUGGAUCUGGAAAAGAACCGUCGACAUCGAGUCCGUUAAGAAGUACAUAGCUAGCUCCCUGAAAAUCGACUCACCUCAGAUGAGGCUCAUUUGCGCCACCGCCAAGGAGAACAAGAUUGCAGUCAUGUUGGGCUUUUCCGAAAAUGAGAACCAGUCCUUAUAUAUCUCUCAGGCCUUGAUCGGUGCUGAUGGAGAGAUUAAAAUGACCCGCCGAAAGAUCAAGCCAACACACAUGGAGAGGACCAUCUAUGGUGAUGGAAGCGGUGCUUCCUUGAACAACGUCGUUGACCUGCCUGGUAUUGGUAAGGUUGGAGGUCUCUGCUGCUGGGAGCAUACCCAGCCCUUGUUGAGAUACCAUACCUAUACCCAGGGAGAGGAGUUUCACGUUGCUGCUUGGCCACCCAUGCUGCCGCUAGCGCAAACACCAGAUGCUCUUUGGAGCCAGGCUGCUGAAGGCGCAAAGAUUUUGACCAGCACUCACUGCAUUGAGGGUGGAACCUUUUCUCUAUAUUGCAAUUCAGUCGUAUCAAAGCGCAACGUCGAGAUUCAAGACCUCGAAGACUCCAUCAUGUGGUCAGUUCCAGGGGGUGGACUUUCUGCGAUUUAUGGCCCUGAUGGCAGGCAAAUUUCCGAGAGCACUCUUGGCCCGGACGAGGAAGGUUUGGUCAUUGCUGACUGCAAUAUGGAGGAGAUUACUCGCAACAAGCAUUUCCUCGAUACCUGUGGUCACUAUAGCCGACCAGAUCUGAUCUGGCUUGGUGUCGACACUCGGGAGAAGAAGCAGGUCCGCCCUGAAUAG
This is a messenger RNA of Amorphotheca resinae ATCC 22711, 963 nucleotides long. RefSeq lists its product as hypothetical. Gene Ontology annotation, molecular function: catalytic activity. The coding region runs from base 1 to 963 and encodes 320 amino acids. The record is from RefSeq and is a predicted model, not a curated record. NCBI's taxonomy places the organism in Eukaryota, Fungi, Ascomycota, Leotiomycetes, Helotiales, Amorphothecaceae. The transcript has 3 exons.